Messenger RNA from Guillardia theta CCMP2712, 870 nucleotides. RefSeq lists its product as hypothetical. The transcript has 2 exons. NCBI's taxonomy places the organism in Eukaryota, Cryptophyceae, Pyrenomonadales, Geminigeraceae. Bases 1 to 747 code for a protein of 248 amino acids. The record is from RefSeq and is a predicted model, not a curated record.
AUGCAGGCGCAGAAAUCGAAGCAUCCUGCUGAUUGGGAUGUUUGGUGGAUCUGCAACAUUGCAAUAGAUGGGUUUGGGAUUGCUCCCUAUAGCUCUUGGGAAUCGUCAGGAGAGGGACAAAAGCAAAUAUGCAAGCUGGACGACAAGUGCUGCUGCAUCCAGCACACGGGCUUCAACGAGCUCGGGGGUCUGAGAGGACCUGAUGGGCUAUGCCUGAGCAGCGAGUACAAAUGUUGUUGCCAGUAUAAUUCCUGCAAAUGCUCCUGCGUGGGAUGUCUGGACGAGAAUGGAAUCUGUCAAAGGCAGAAUCAAGAGUGCUACUUGAAGCUUGAUGAGAAGAAGUGUGGAGGACGAGGUGACAGCAAAUGCCUUUGUGUCAAACAGUCGUACGACAAUCGACUCGAGGGAUUGUGCGACGAGUCGAUGAAUUUCUACAAGAAUGCAUGCCGAUGCUGCUGUCUCAUCGGUGAGGACAGCGCUAAGGUCACGGACUUGCAGGGUGAGGCGGGCUUCGUCGCAGUCGACUCAAGGGUCCUCUGCCUAAUCUCGACUUGCAACAUCAUCCCCCAGAAGAUCUUCAUCGAGUGCUGCGGUGUUCGCUUGUUCGGCCCGUCCAAAGUCAAAGGUGGGGAUUUCAGCUCGUCAGCAGCCCCCCCGGUGACUGUGCAGGACGGAGGUUCAAAGUUUGGAAGCGUGUGCGACGAUGAGCUGGGAGACUCGACGAUCCCGUGCGCUUUGAAGAUGUAAGCAGAGUGAUUCGAGACCAGACGAAGAAAUUCAAUGGAGACAGAUGAAAAGAAGGAUGACAUUUGCGAUUUUAUGAAGAAAAGAUAAGACUAGAAGUCCUGAAAAUAAAGACUGAAUGACGAU